Dicentrarchus labrax (European seabass) is the source of this 7703-nucleotide messenger RNA. RefSeq names its product junctional cadherin 5-associated protein. The transcript is spliced from 4 exons. The record is from RefSeq and is a predicted model, not a curated record. The coding region runs from base 266 to 4528 and encodes 1420 amino acids. Lineage: Eukaryota; Metazoa; Chordata; Actinopteri; Moronidae. Gene Ontology annotation, cellular component: ruffle membrane; adherens junction. Gene Ontology annotation, biological process: positive regulation of blood vessel endothelial cell proliferation involved in sprouting angiogenesis.
GUAGUGAGGAGAGCCCAGUCCAGGCAGCCAGCAACCAGCGCGUCUCUGCCUACCAAUAGGCAUGCUCGGCUCAGGCUUCUGUGCAGUGCUCUCAGUCUCAGCAGCUAAAGCUGGGCGCAGGGGAACUGCGACGGCCGCGCCAAGCAUCUUCCCAGUGAUGGCCUCUGCUGAGCAACCGUGCUCCUCCAGCUUCCACCAGCAGCACUGCGCAUAAGGCAACACACCCACCUUUGCCCUCCUGCCCAGAAGUGAGAGAGACACCACCAUGUACAGUGUGGAGGACCUCCUCAUUUCGCACGGAUAUAAAUUGCCCAAGAGCGGCCCUCCGUCUGCCACGCCUUAUGACAAGCGCCCUGCUGAUUGCCAGCGUGAACUUGUGGACAACAGGGCUGGCCGGGGGACACUGAACGGGUAUGAGGCGGACCGGGGGGCAUCUAUCACAGGCAUCUAUGGCAGCAGGCAGGCACUGGUGAAGGGCUACCCCGCCACCGACAACGAGAUCGGAGAAAGGAACCUAAGGAGAAAAGAAGCCGGUAUCGGUAUCCUAGGUGACGCUCAGCCCUUGGGUGAUUCUCUUGCCACAGAUAGUGGGUUCUACGAUGUUCCCAGUUUGACUUAUUCAGAGCCGUUGAGCUAUGACGAGAGGGAUGUUUCCUACUGGCGGAGGCGAGGCCAGGACUUCAGCAUCCUCCUGGACUAUGCUGAUGGCAGGGAGCUGAGGGCCUCUGCUGGCGCAUGGAGGCCACAGGCCCUGAUUGCAGCAGAGGAACACAGAGCAGAGAGGCAAGCGCAGCAGCUAUGGGAGGACAUUUCCUGGCUAAGGGACCUGGACGCAGCCCCUGGUCAGCUAAGGGUGACCGGGGAGAGGAAGUGCCAGAGCCUCGGUACAGAGGAGUGGAGGCCUGCUGUGGGCCUGGGAAGGCAGCUGUCAGAUGGGGAUGGGGAGAGGUGGGCUCAUGACCAGUACCGCCUGAGGACGCCGGAGGGUUUUUUUCACCCUAGAACUAAAGCAAAGUCUCAGUCUCUGCCCAGAGUUUUGUCACCUGAUGGAGUUUGCAGCAGAGAGCUCAUUCCAUCCAGGCCUAGCCUACCUGAUAGACAGAGGAUAAGCAGCACUGUCUUCUCUGGGCCCUAUAGUAGGUAUAUCUAUAGUGGUGCUGUUGUCAGGGACCGGUGGGGUAGGAACGCUGGGCCAAGCAGCCAUGUUGCACUUUUACCAAAGCCCAGGUUCAGCAGGCCCUUAAAGCCUCCGUCAUAUGAGAUUCACCAGCAGACUAGGGGUAGCGCAGAAAUGCUUGCUAUAGAACAGGGUGCCAAACAAAAAGAGAGGCCUAUUUAUUAUCAUAGGGGAGGGGAGCUGAGACAAGACUAUUUCGCACAACACUCUGCCAUCUCUGGAAUGGAGCCCCCUGGCUACAUCCCACCCCCAUCUUAUAGAAGAGCCCCACCCCCAAGAGCAGUUUCAAUCAACCGCAAUGAAAUGGCAAACUUAAGAUGGAGGGCGGAAGCUCUGCAGAUGCCCAGCUCAGAUCCUGGAAGGUGGUUUUCCAGACAGGCAGGUGGUUCAUGGCUGGAACAUUAUGGAGAUCGUGGUGCGUCCUAUCGAAAACAGGUACAUUCUGGACAUGAAGAACAACCAGGUCAUGCCCGUCAAUUACCAACUGAAGACGCAAGAGUGAAACAAAUCUCAGGAGGGCCUAGCGGAAGUUCUCUCACCGACUCAGACAAGAUCCGUAACAUCAACAAAGAGACUCCGUCUGCUAAGAUUUUAGGACAAUCUCCACAUGAUAGUGCCUUUCCUCCCCAACAGGGGUCAGCUCUAAAUACUGAGAGCCGCAAAACAGCUCUCACUGACAAUGACAGCAGUAAUCGAUGGUGCAACAGGGGAAUAAACAAAAAAGUUGACAGUGUAGCUCCUGAACAAAAUCGUAGUCAGUUUUUUCCUUCAUCUAUUCUGGGUAAACCACCACCUCCCCCAUGCAAGCCGGCUGACCAGGGUGUCUCUGAAACUGUGACAGAAGUAAAAAAGGUGGAACAACCUGAACCACCAGAAAAAGACAAAUCCAAGAAUCUAAAAAAGAGACUUAGUGAGACAAUUUUUUGUUUGGUGUCUGUCCCUGUUACUCCGCAGCUCAGUGGGACGAUCCGUGAUCAGAAUAACAACAAUGAGAAGUCACCAGACCCAGCGGACAGUCCUAGUGACAACAAAACUGGCCAUUUAACAAACCAAAGUCUCCAAAGCACAUCUUCAGCUGAAGCUGAGCUGCAAGCACUGACUGGUAGCAUAGCAAGCAGCAAAACAAGCAGUAGAGCGAGCAGCAAAAUGUUUAAAAGAGUACCCUGUAGACCCCCUAAGAUAAACCAUUACAAGGAGAUGAAACUGACGGGAACCUGGCCUGCAAACCAGUAUCGAGACCAGGAGACACAAACUAGCCCCGAGGCCCGAAAACCUGCCCCUGAAAACAAGGAAGCACAACAAGACCCUGUCACUCCCAGCACUGAAGUCCCUCCUGAUAGCAGCGGUGUAGUGGGCACUGCCUUCAGUUUUCCUAUAAAGGGAGUGAAGAGCCUGAAACUCUCAAGCAACAGCGCCUUCUCCCUGACAUCCACCUUCUCCAACCAGCUGAACAAGAGCACAGCUCAGCAUCCAGCAGUACCACCCUCAGGAAAUGUGGAGGAGACCAAACCAGCAGCAAACAGUGGGCAGGAGGCAUUUGAUCAGUUCCUGUUGAAACCGGCCAGCCAGCGACCAUGGGAUGCUGUCAAAGAGCUGGAGACGAUCAAAAAAGAAGUCCAGGAUCAACAGCAGCAACAGAGCAGCAAACAGCCCAGCGUUGACAAGUGCAUAGAGGACCUCAACGAGGCCUACAAAGACAUCUUGGAGCUAGGCACUGCCAGCAAUAAAGUCCCAAAUGGUUCUGUUCAAAUUCCUGAGCGUAUCAAAAUCCGAUUGACAUCAGAACCUCUCAACAAGCCCAGCAGCCUUAGGCGCAGUGCAGUAAGCUGGUCUGUUGACCCAGAAUACAGGGAAGUCAAGAGUGCCUUCUCUAGGCCUGCAACAAAGUCGGUAACCUUCAGCAAGCAGCUUAGAGAGGAGCUCCCCGUCCCACCUCGGGAGACAGGCUUCAGAGAAUACAGGGUUGUUGCGCAUCUUUCGCGCAGACGGAGCAACGAUGGCAGGACAGUGAAACUAGACCUGCCAGAUGAGCCUAUUGAGACACCACUUUGUGACUUUAGUCCAACCACACGCACCGCAGCAGCUGAGGUGCCGUGGGCAGAUAGACAGCCCAUGCAGGAUGCCUCUACGCUCACUAGUCCUCCUGAUUAUGAGGACAUAUGCCAGACUUUGCGUCAGACUAGAGACCCGGCGGAUGCCAAUAAAGCAUCCGCAGGCAAUUUUAAGCCUAAUGACGCAGAGCCUCUUCAAGAUCUCAGUGCUGAAUCAGAGGAAGAGUGCCCUAUUUGUAAAAGGGAGCUUGAGAAUCAGAUGAGACAGGGCCCAUUGCCUCCACUUCAUGAGGAGAACAGCUCGGACAGCUCAGCCAAUCAAAAUGGCAGUCCACCACAAUGCGCUGCGUUAGAAAGUCCAGCAGAAGAUAUAAAAACAGAGGAGCCAAAAGACUCAAGUUUUAAUCAGUCAGGGUCUGACAUGUGUACUGAAACAAGGGAGCAGCAUUCAUUGACACAGGAAAAUGUGGGAGGGGGUGGAACUGCAGACAAUGCUCAGGCAGAAAACUUGGACAAUUUGGGCAUAGUUAAUCUUGCUGAGAGCAUACCAGCGAAUGGAGCUACAGAGGAGAGUGCAUCCACGUUAUUAGCAACUGAUGUGCCUGCAGACCUCCAAGUCACAGAGGAACAGAGUGUUAGUGAAACAGUGACAAAGGAAGUAGACUUAAGAGAGAAGGAAGCCAUUACAGGAGAAACACCUGAAGGCAGUGCAGACAAACAGACAGCUAAAGAGAAAAGUGAGUGUGAGGGGCAAGACAGUACAAUGCCUGAUGACAAGCAGGAGCAAGAAAAGAAGCCAUUUACUGUCCCAGAGCAUAGACUUGGUUUACGGACUCAUCUGGGGCGAGACCACCCAGGGUUACCAGAGUUUCCGCCAGAUAGACUGCCACUCUCAGUUCCCCCAAACCUAGACCGCAGGCUGUCUCUUAGCUUGGAAGGGGAGAGAAAGAGCAGGGGACCCUCCAACCGAAUCGAAGCAUUGCAGAACAAGCUGGCUAUCUCUCCAGGUCGGGUGGCAGUUGAGCGUAUGGCCCGGAUGAGGGAGGUGGACGUUAUGUAUCGUAUGAGGCGCCUCAGCAUCAGGAGUACUGACUCUGGGGAGGGGGAGGCUGAGGCAGAGACAGAGGGGGAGGGCAAGGACGAACAAGCAGAGGAGCCCCAUCCUGCUCCUCAGAGAGACAAGGAGAACGAUCAAGAGGUCACCCAUUCACAGCAGGUCUCUGAGGAGACAGUGUUGCAAGAUGAGGAGGAGUCAUCUCUCUCAGAACCCAAUGAUCCCAGCCGAGUGGAGACAGUGUAGAAAGACUGCGUCCAUCAUCUCCAUCUGAGGUUUUUAGCUCCAACACUGUGACCUGGCUGCCUACUAGAAUGCCUUCAUCUCAUCUUGACACUGAAAUGGCCUUCUUGUCCGACAAGAGCAUUGUGUACACCCUCACCCUCGGCGCUGCGUUGACUACUAAGAGUGCUGUUCCACUGCCAAAGGGAGGUGCCCCUUUAAGUUGUGGGGCAACUUCCACCCUGGAUCCCUCCCCAGCCUUCCCAAACUGACUUCCCACUACCCCAUCCGUCCUCCAUCCCCAAGCUCAUCCUCUUAUAGGGUUCCUAAUAGUUAGUCUUCUUGUAGCGGCUUGUCCUUUCUAUUCUAUCCUCCCUAUGCUUUUCUCAUUGGCAGACAUUAUGCAAUUCUGUCGUGCAUACUAGAACUUCUAAAAUGUCCAUAGUGAAUACAGUCGAGACAUUUUUUGCAUACUGAACGAAUCUGUUUGUUUACAGGUGAACUGUUAAGGAUAUGAAUGUAAGCAUUUAUGUUGAACCUAACGUAGACAUAGAAGGGUUAUUGUCACAAACCUGUUCUGUUGCAUUUAAACUACACCAAAAUAAACUGCGUAUCUGAUUGUCGUAGUGAGGCGACAGCUGUUUUAGAACUGGACAUCACUGUCUCUGGCUCAAGAACUGUUUUGAUUUUCAGAUGAGAUCAAUCAGCCUUUCUUUUUUUAAAAUUGAAUGACAUUGUGCCCUGUCUCAUCGCUUUUGUACACACUGCAACCAUAACCCAUAGAGCUCUUCAGUGAAGAGUGACUCUGCACCACUUGACAUGAUAGAUCAGUGAUAUUAUACGAUACAUUGGUUCUACGCCGGAGAGGGAGAGUUGCCUUCUUUAACCAGAUGUGUGUUCAUCCCCUGAUCAAUCCGAUAUAUAGCUCCCUUUUUCCAGGUAAUUUCAGGAAGCAAUAAAGGCACGGAUUGAGUUUAAGUGGUGGUCAGCAACUUUGAUUAUGACUUUGAAAUUAAAGAUGGAUAUAGGGACAUAGAAAAAAAGAUACGUAGAGCAAUAUUGUUGUACAAACAGAUCAGUGGUGUAGUGGAGCUACCUGUAGGAACCAUUGUCAGGAGUUUUAAUGUGAACGUGUCAUUUGAAUCAUAUUACAGGGAUAUGGAAUCGUGUCAGGGUAUAUGGGCGCUUAACAUGGGGCGGGUGCUUUACUUCAUGGUAUAUAUCUAUGUUCGUACAUCUGUAUCGCAAAGAGACGACAUUUCACGGAAUAUUUAUUUUUCUUAUCAUCGAAUUGUUAAUCAGUUUGCAUAAUGUACAAAAUAAAGUAUAUUUUAAAUAUUUUAAGAGAUAUUUUGUAUUUAACCAUGAAAUUUUAUUUCUCCACACUUAUAUCAAGCUGAAAGUAUCAUAUGUCUGUAUAGUAUCAUAUUGAGAGUAUACAUAAUUUUCUAGUGCUUUAAAAUCUAAAAGACAGAGAGAGAGAGAGAUAAGAAGGGAUGGCCCUGUGGUGUGCCUUGAUCACACGAUUCGGUUUCAGUGAGUGAUAGGGUUCAUCAGUGCCAGUGUUGAUGGGAUGAAAACUUUUUGAUUGUGCCAUGAUUUGAUAGUGCUUUUUUCAUACGCUAACAAAGUUAAUGUUGGACGCUCCGUGUGAUAUUUGAUACAUCAGUCCAUCUCAGCUGUAUUUCCUCUGUUGGUGGUCAGACAUGGCCUGUGUCUUAUUUUUGUCUUUGUAUGUCUUCCAAUUCAAAUCAUGUAUCGUUCUGUUGUUGGUUCCUCGAAAACAUGUUUAGAAAUAAAAUUGGGAAAUGUUUUUCUUUUUCCUUCCUUACACCCGUCCUUUUCUUCUUUCUGUCCUCCUCUUAACUUUCCCCCUUUCUUUCUUUGUUUCAUUCAUUACACAGUGUGUUCAUUCUGUGUAAAUUCUUUUGCUGUCUCUAUAAUACUUAUUGCACUAAAGGAUACAAUGUGGUAUGCUACUUUUGGCAAAAAACCACGUAUGUGCGAAAUGUAUGAAAAAACUUUUUUUUUAAUACAAGUGUUUUUAAUACAUUUUAAAUCAUAACCUAAAACUUAAAUAAUGAUAUAAAAAAUCUUGUGGAUGAAAACAAUUUUGCAGUUACGUGGUUUUUUGACAACAGCAGUGCUCCAUUGGUGUAACGCAUCUCCAACAGAUUUGUAAGAAAUUCAUCACUGUUUAAUCCCUCAUCAAGUAUCACUUAAUUGUUAUGUAGCAUUUUACAGUUGUAGCAUUUUAUCGACUCAGAAAUCUGUCUUAGAAUUUCAAACAUUUCUUGUAAAUUUUGAAUAUUCAUGUCGCCUUAUUAUGUGUGCAUUACAUUAUACUCCAGGCAAUGCCAAAUACUAACGUACUAAGCACUGUUUCAUACCUUAGGUUUUUACAACUUACUGUUCUGCCACGCCUCUGGCUGGAGAGGUACAGUAGCAUUGUGGAUAGUUUCUGCUCUUCAUGCUGUUUAUCUGUAGGAACAUUGAAUCAAAACUGUGAACUUCAAAUAAUACAAAAAGCAUAAAAUCUAAAAAGAACAGGAUGAGAUUCAGUGUUUUCAAGACAAGCCCAUAGUCAGCAUCACAGGGAGGACAAGCUGGCACGCCCAUAAUUACUGACACAUCUCAUUUUCAAUUCAUUUUGAAGACUGAAAGGCCUCACCUCAGUCUUGUGUGUAAACUGCCCCUAAUGACAUUUAAAUAGCUAUUUCAGUACAUACGCCCCCCCCAAUAAUUGGCAUGUCAGGUACACUUGAACAUAGUGUCAUUUGACUUUUUGUACUGCAGGUUAUGUGCAACAUGAAGUAAUUAUGCACACUUGUAAUAUUUUCUAUUUUCAUAUGAGAUUUAAGUGCUUUUUGUACUCACUGACAUCUUUUUUUCUUCCUUGCAUGAAAUGCAAGAGAGGAGGAAGAAAAAAAUGUUUUUCAUAAACUAUAUUUGCAUUUGGUACUCCAAUAGUAAAACCGGUGGGCAAAACAUUAUGUUUCAUAAUUUAAUUUACAAAACUAUGCCAAGUAUUUAAAAGCUAUUUUUAGAGUAAAUCAAAAGAGAACUCAUUCAUUUUUUUUCCUUUAAGACAUGCCUUUAUCUUUGUAUCUAUAAAUAUGAGCAUAAUCCAUAGUCAUAUGAUUGUGCUACUGUUGUAUGAUACUGCAGUCUGAUUCAUAAAUAAACUCUUUGCAUGAAA